GGACCAGAACAGCUCAAAUGGAUGCCUGCUGCCAGAGCUGUUAUCUAUAAUCGCUCUGCGUCCAUUGAUCAAUUGUUCGGUCAUCAGUACCUCAAGAUGGCCGCGAAGAAAAACUUCAAAACCAAGAUUCCCUUCCAACCUGUGCCCGAGAAGCGGGGGUACGAAUUCUGUGGCCCACCCGGUGCCUUUGGAAUUGUGUUCGGACUUCCUCUUCUUGUUUACACCUUCACCUUCCUGUGCAACGAUGUCUCCGGCUGUCCCGCGCCCUCUCUGCUCCACCCGUCGACCUUGUCCCUUGAACAGUUGAAGGAGGAAGUGGGAUGGCCAAAGGGAGGCUUGGCAGACCUCUACAGCACGGAAGUGACCUUGUGGGUGCUCAGCUACUACUUGCUUAGUCUGGUACUCUAUGUUUUGCUUCCCGGUCAGGAGGCUGAAGGUACCGAGUUGGCAUGUGGAGGCCGGCUGCGUUACAAGUUCAAUGCAUUCCCGACAGCGGUCUUGAUCCUCUCCGGCCUCGCGACAGGUACCUACAUCUACGGCUCCGACUUCGUCGUUUGGACUUUCCUCUGGAACAACUAUGUGCAGGUCCUCACCGCAAACCUACUGAUCUCGACAGCGAUCGCCGUCUUCGUCUACGCGGAGAGCUUCACCGUCCCGGCUCCUGGCCAACCCAACCCGGAGCUGCGUCAACUAGCCCCUGGCGGUCAUACCGGGAAUGUCUUGUAUGACUUCUUCAUUGGCAGAGAGCUCAACCCUCGUGUGCAGUUGCCCAUUCCAUUCGUCAGCGAGGCCUCGCGUACUAUUGACAUCAAGUCUUGGUGUGAGAUGCGUCCGGGCCUGUUGGGAUGGAUCAUUCUAAACCUGUCCAACAUUGCUCGCCAGCACCGAACCUACGGAUACGUUACCGACUCGAUCAUCCUGUCGACGUUCUUCCAGGCAUUCUACGUUCUCGACGGCCUGUACAUGGAGCCCGCGAUCCUGACCACGAUGGACAUCAUCAUGGACGGCUUCGGCUUUAUGCUCUCGUUCGGGGACAUGGUUUGGGUCCCAUUUAUCUACAACUUCCAGACCCGGUAUCUGGCGGUCUUCCCGCUGGAGCUGGGAUUGCAGGGGAUUUUGGCUGUGCUCGCCGUCACCGCCGCAGGCUACUCGAUCUUCCGGGGCGCCAACAACCAGAAGAACCGAUUCCGCACCGACCCCAGUGAUCCCCGUGUCAAGCACCUCAAGUUCAUCCAGACUUCGAGCGGCUCAAAGCUGAUCACUUCUGGGUGGUGGGGCUGUGCCCGUCACAUCAAUUAUCUGGGUGACUGGUUCUUGUCGUGGUCGUACUGCCUGCCCACUGGCAUUGCGGGGUACGUGGUUAUCCACGGAGUCAACCCGGCCACGGGCGACCUGCAGAAGCAAGUAAUGCAGACCCCGGAGGUACGUGGCUGGGGCAUGGUCUUCACCUACUUCUUCAUGCUCUACUUUGGUGUUUUGUUGAUCCACCGCGAGCGUCGCGACGAGGAGAAGUGCAAGAAGAAGUACGGUGCCGACUGGGACCGCUACACAUCUCUGGUCCGUAGCCGCAUUGUUCCGGGAAUCUACUAAGUUAGGUCAGCCAUAGACUGUGAUACUAGUUGAGGAGGAAGGCACCAUAAAAGGCGAAAGGCAGGCAAGGAAAAAAAAAAGCUUGGCUUCUGGGAUUGGGGUUUGUGUCGUGUUUUGUACACUAUUACUUCUAUGGUUAUUGUAAUAUACUCUAUUGAUUC
This is a messenger RNA of Aspergillus homomorphus CBS 101889, 1751 nucleotides long. It is a transcript of the gene erg24B, whose product is annotated as c-14 sterol reductase. Bases 97 to 1590 code for a protein of 497 amino acids. Gene Ontology annotation, biological process: ergosterol biosynthetic process. Gene Ontology annotation, cellular component: endoplasmic reticulum membrane. The transcript has 3 exons. Gene Ontology annotation, molecular function: Delta14-sterol reductase activity. Lineage: Eukaryota; Fungi; Ascomycota; Eurotiomycetes; Eurotiales; Aspergillaceae. The record is from RefSeq and is a predicted model, not a curated record.